AGAGGUUAUGUAUGUGUUGUUGAUGUUAUGUGUGCUGUUUGCGAGCAAAAAAUUCAAUCGCACUCUAAUAUUAUUCGUAGUUCUUGCUGCUUCUGGUAUUUUUGGAGUUUUAAGCAUAUUGAUUAAGAUACCUUUGGCGGCCAUUUAUAUGAUCGCUAUUAUGUUGUGUUCAGGUGUAGCAACAAGUGUUAUGAGUGCCAUUGUAGUUGACAUCUACCCAACAAAUUUAAGAGCAAUGGCUGUUUGCAUUUCAUUAAUGUUGGGACGCAUUGGCAGUGUCUCGGGAAGUUAUAUAAUGGGUGCCCUAAUAGAAAGUCAUUGUGAAUUAGCUUUCUAUACAUCAUCAUUCGCAUUAAUAUUAGCUGGUUGUUUGGGUUUCCUGAUGCCUAAAACCCAGGAGAAUAAAAAGCAAAUCAAUGACAAUCAAACUAUUUAAUUCUGUACAAAUUAGGUUAAAGUUCAUUUAAGAGUUUAAGUUAUUUAAUA
Messenger RNA from Lucilia cuprina (Australian sheep blowfly), 486 nucleotides. RefSeq names its product gentisate transporter-like. The record is from RefSeq and is a predicted model, not a curated record. NCBI's taxonomy places the organism in Eukaryota, Metazoa, Arthropoda, Insecta, Diptera, Calliphoridae. Gene Ontology annotation, molecular function: transmembrane transporter activity. The transcript is spliced from 3 exons. Bases 8 to 436 code for a protein of 142 amino acids. Gene Ontology annotation, biological process: transmembrane transport.